Molecule: messenger RNA, 4171 nt
Organism: Periophthalmus magnuspinnatus
Lineage: Eukaryota; Metazoa; Chordata; Actinopteri; Gobiiformes; Gobiidae
Gene: mybpc3
Product: myosin binding protein C3
Exons: 31
Coding region: 123-3935 (1270 amino acids)
Molecular function (GO): protein binding
Source: RefSeq, a predicted model, not a curated record
GAUGGUUUGUUGAAGGUGGGAGUGUUGUUUGGAAGAGCUGCUUUAAAGGCUCAGGGCUGAGUGUGACAGAUCUGUUUAGGACGUCCCGUUGUGGAGGAGAGGAGACAGCUCAGGAUCUCAGGAUGCCAGAGCCGGCGAAGAAAACAGUUUCAGCUUUCUCCAAGAAACCAAAGUCCCAGGAGGCAGCGGAAGGCGCCUCGGUGGUUUUCAAGGCAGAAACAGAGAAGCCUGAUGCCAAAGUAAAAUGGCAGUGCAACGCCAAGGACAUCGUGGCCAGUGACAAGUACACAAUCUCUGCAAACGGGAAUAAACACUCCCUGACCAUCAGCGACCUCGCGACGGACGACGCCAAUGUCUACGCAGUGAUCGCCGGGGGUUCAAAGGUCAAGUUUGAGCUGAAAGUGGUCACAAAGCCAGCCCCUGCAGAAACCCCUGCUGAAGGUCCGGGAAAAAACGCUACAGACGCACCUGCCGAGACACCUGCCGAGACACCUGCCGAGACACCUGCGCAGCCGAACGCAGAGCCCACUGCCGCCCCCGCUGACCCCCAGAAAGAUGAGACCCCUGCUCCAACAACUGAUGCUCCACCGGCUGAAGAUGGGCAGGCUCCCGACACGAGGCAGGACCUGACAGGCCUCUUCACCGAGAAACCGCAGUCCGGAGAGGUCACUGUGGGAGGAAAUAUCACAUUUGUGGCCAAAGUGAACGCCACGUCGAUGCUGAAGAAACCCACAAUCAAAUGGUUCAAAGGAAAAUGGAUGGACCUCGCGAGCAAAUCAGGAAAACAUCUGCAGCUCAAGGAGACGUACGACCGCAACAGUAAAAUCUAUACUUUCGAGAUGCAGAUCAUCGCCGCCAAAGCGAACUACGCUGGAGGUUAUAGAUGUGAAGUUUCAUCACGAGACAAGUUUGACAGCUGCAACUUUGACCUGACUGUGCACGAGGCCAGUGUUUCCGAUGGUUUGGACAUAAGAGCAGCCUUUAGACGAACCAGUGGAGAUGGAAAAGAAGAUUCAGGAGAACUGGACUUCAGCGCUUUGUUAAAAAAGAGCAGCAGUUUCCUAAAAUCCUCAAAUCGGGCCGUCCAGGCGCACACGGAGUCAGACGUGGACAUUUGGGAAAUCCUCAAAAAUUCUCCUCCGUCCGAAUACGAGAAGGUCGCGUUUCAGUACGGCAUCACGGAUCUGCGAGGGAUGCUCAAGAGACUGAAGAAGAUGAAGAAGAAGGAGGAGAAGAAGAGUGAAGCAUUUCUUAAGCGGUUGGAUCCUGCCUACCAAGUGACAAAGGGACACAAAAUCAAACUCGCCGUGGAAGUGGCCAACUCAGACGUGGAAGUAAAAUGGCUGAAAAACGGGCAAGAAAUUCAACCGUCUGGGAGCAAGUACAUCUUUGAGAACGUAGGAAACAUGCGCUACCUCACCAUCAACCACUGCUCUCUGGCCGACGACGCCGCCUACAGCUGCGCCGUGGGAGACGAGAAGUGCACCACCGAGCUCUUUGUCAAAGAGCCUCCUGUUACAAUAGUGAAGAAUCUGGAGGAUCAGAUGGUGAUGAAGGGUGAACGGGUGGAGCUGGAGUGUGUGGUGUCUGAGGAAGGAGCCAACGUCAAAUGGGAGAAGGACGGCGUGGAGUUGACCCGAGACGAGUCGUUCAAGUAUCGUUUUAAGAAGGACGGAUGUAAACACGUCCUGAUCAUCAACGACGCCGCCAAAGACGACGGAGGAAUUUAUAAAGUCAAGACCAACGGCAGCGAGUCUGUGGCAGAACUGAUGGUCCAGGAGAAGGAGCUGGAGGUGUACCAGAGCAUCGCAGAUCUGACGGUGAAAGCGAAAGACCAGGCUGUUUUUAAAUGUGAAGUUUCAGAUGAAAACGUGAGAGGAACCUGGUUUAAAAACGGAGUGGAGGUCAAAGCUGAUGCAAGGAUUAAUAUAUCUCAUAUCGGAAGAAUCCACAAACUGACCAUUGACGACGUGAAGCCUGAGGAUGAGGCAGACUACACAUUUGUGCCAGACGGACACGCCUUCAACCUCUCAGCCAAACUCAACUUCCUCGAGGUGAAGAUUGAUUAUGUGCCACGUCAAGAUCCUCCCAAGAUCCACUUAGACACAAUGGGACGCACCGCAGAGUCCACCAUCAUAGUCGUGGCUGGAAACAAACUGAGACUGGACGUGCCCAUCACAGGAGACCCCGCCCCGACGGUCGUCUGGACCAAGGGGGAAAAGGUUCUGACUGAGGGAGACGGCCGGGUUCAUGUGGAGACAACCAAAGGUCAUUGUAUCUUCACCAUCGAAGGGACCGAGCGUCAGGACGAGGGCGUUUACUCCGUGGUGGUGCGAAACCCGGCGGGCGAGGACACGGCGGACGUGCAUGUCAAAGUCGUUGAUGUCCCUGAUCCACCUCAGGCUCCCAGAAUCCUCAGCGUUGGAGAAGACUCUUGUGUUGUCCAGUGGGAUCCUCCAGCCUUUGACGGUGGACAGCCUGUCAUUGGUUACGUGCUGGAGAGAAAGAAAACCAAGAGCUACAGAUGGAUGAGGCUGAACUUUGACCCUUACCCUGACACGACCUACGAGGCCAAGCGGAUGAUUGAAGGAGUGAUGUACGAGAUGAGAGUGUACGCCGUCAACAGCAUCGGCAUGUCCCGCCACAGCCCCGCCUCUCAGCCGUUUGUACCCGUGGCUCCGACCAGUGAGCCUGUGGGCCUGAGCGUGGAUGAUAUCAGUGACACCUCCAUCGCUCUGAAGUGGCGUCCGCCCGAGAGGAUCGGAGCGGCUGAACUGGAGGGGUACAGGGUCGAGUACUGCAAGGAAGACUCUGACGAGUGGAUCCCGGCCAACGAGGGUCUGAUCGACAGGACGUCCCUCAUCGUCAGGGGCCUAACCACCGGGGACAAGCUGCAGUUUCGAGUGCGGGCCUUCAACAUGGCAGGACCCAGCGCCGCCGCCGCUCUGGCCCAACCCGUCACCAUCAGGGAGAUAAUGCAACGUCCAAAGAUUUGGCUUCCCAGAAAUCUGCGCCAGACGAUGAUCAAGAAAGUUGGAGACUGUGUGAAUCUUGUGAUACCGUUUCAGGGCAAACCCAGGCCUGUGGUGACCUGGACAAAAGACGGAGAGCCGCUGACUUCAUCCAUGGCCAACGUCCGAAACAGUGAAACAGACACGAUCCUCUUCAUCCGUAAAACAGAACGGAAACACUCAGGGAAAUACGAACUCCACGUGCAGAUCGAAAACGUGGAGGAUAAAGCCACGGUCACUCUGCAGAUAGUCGAUCUCCCCGGACCUCCUGAAGCUUUGAAGAUAGUGGACGUCUGGGGUUUUAACGCUGCUCUGGAGUGGAAGCCGCCCAAAGAUGACGGCAACUGUGAAAUAACUGGAUACACGAUUCAGAAAGCAGACAAAAAGACGAUGGAGUGGUUCACUAUUUACGAACAGUACAGACGGAUGCACUGUGUGGCGUCAGACCUGAUCAUGGGGAACGAGUACGUGUUCCGAGUUUACGCUACGAACCUCGUGGGCCUCAGUCUUGAGCCGUGCAACACCAAGGACAGCGCUUACAUCCAGAAAACAGGUAUCGAGUACAAACCGCCCAACUACAAGGAACACGACUUUUCAGAAGCUCCGAAGUUCACGCGGCCUUUGGUGAAUCGCUCCGUUAUCGCAGGAUACAAUGCCACGCUCAGCUGUGCAGUACGGGGCAUACCGAAGCCUAAAGUCACCUGGUACAAGAACAAGAUGGACAUCUCACAGGAGGCCAAAUACAGGAUGCUCAGCAAACAAGGCAUCCUGACCCUGGAGAUCCGAAAGCCCUGCCCCUUCGACGGAGGAGUGUACACGUGCAAAGCGGUCAACGCGAGCGGCGAGGACGUGGUGGAGUGUAAACUGGAAGUGCGGCCUCAAAUCGCAAAAGAAGAAACUAAGAAGCAAGAGCCUGCAGCCUGAGACGCUCUGUCCACCGUCCACAGCCUGAGACGCUCUGUCCACCGUCCACAGCCUGAGACGCUCUGUCCACCGUCCACCGUCUGAGACCCUCCGUCUUCGUGCUGUCACUGUGGACUCUGUGUUUUUUGUUCAUCUGUGAUUCUCAAGCUUCUGCCAAAAUGUCUGUUUUUAGUUUUUUGUGAGAUGAGUGCAAUAUUCUGCUGUAUUUUUCUGUAAUUUAUCUUCAUUAAGUCGCA